UGAACCGUGAACCAGCUUUCACCGACUGCUUUUCAACUUAUAGCUUUUUGUGAGUAUUACUGAAAGCCACUGAUUUCUAAUAAUGACUCGGGCGGAGUAUUUUUAUGCUGACAUACUCUGAGGAUAUAUCAUAAUGUGGAAGGAAAACAUAAACAAGCACAAAUUUAGGAAGUUGCACAAAGAUUUGUCCUGGCCUCAAAGGAAUCCGCUACUUUUUUCGACUACGAUUACAACAGUGGCUUUAUUAAUAUUUUUCAGCAAGCCUAUCUACGACAUUUAUUCCAUUAUCAGGAGACCAGAGCCGAUCAAAGACUUGCCAAAAUAAUAAUACGCAAUGACAAAAUGGAGGCGGUCAGGAGGGCAAAAUUUCGCAUGAGCAGCUACCCGAGCAUCGUCAAUGACUGCAAAAUUGAAGCAUCUACUUACGCGAGCUGUGUUUUAAAGAUGAACGAUUUGAAACGCAGUGACUGUCAACUAGAAUUCAACGAUUUUAUCAGCUGUAUGAAAAAAAGUGCUGCAAAGAGAAAAAUCAGAUUGUAGUUUGAAACAUAGAUUGUGUUUGUUUCUUUUAAACACAAGUUUUUAAAGAAAAAAGUAGUAUGGAUAGCUUAUAUGUUCAUUUAUUUUUUGGCUUUACAAUUAGGGUAAUUUUUAUUACAUAUGGGAUUAUUCAAGAUUCCAUUUCUGAAGUACAGUUUACAGAUAUCGAUUACAAAGUUUUUACAGAUGCAGCUAGAAAUAUUAUUAAAGGUGGUUCUCCUUAUGAUACAGCCACUUAUAGAUAU
Cimex lectularius (bed bug) is the source of this 785-nucleotide messenger RNA. RefSeq lists its product as uncharacterized. The record is from RefSeq and is a predicted model, not a curated record. Gene Ontology annotation, biological process: mitochondrial respiratory chain complex I assembly. Gene Ontology annotation, cellular component: mitochondrion. Bases 343 to 540 code for a protein of 65 amino acids. The transcript is spliced from 2 exons. Lineage: Eukaryota; Metazoa; Arthropoda; Insecta; Hemiptera; Cimicidae.